AAAACGAGGAAGUAUUGUUAUGAGCAUUAGCCAGCUGUAGCAGAGAGGAUCACAGCAGCUUUAAAAUGUUAUACAGCACUCUUUUUCUAUCUGCGUGGACCGUAAGACAGAAAAUACACAUCAUCUAAUAUGGACUCUCGCUGAGGACCCGUUCCGAUUGACUUAGCAAGUAUUUUCCUGAAAAAGGGCAAGCACUUGAAUGAAUUGGAUCUAAUGGGGACUGGGACAAUGAAAGUACUUAUACUGUCGUUGCGUAGAAUAUACAGCCAGUAAUCAUCAAUAUUUCCAUUUUAAUAUGUAAAUAAAGCAGCCAAAUAGUAAUGGUUUAUUUUUAAUUAACGUUAAAUUAGUGGCCAGUGAUCGCAUUGAGUUGAUUAAAUUCUAAAGGACAGUAACAUCAGCCAAACAUGGAUGAAGUGAUUAUGGAUCAGGUCCUGUAUGUUGUCCAUCAAGUGGUGUCAUGGGUCGCAUCUGUUGCCAUUAUCUUUGGAGGAAUAGUGCCAUACAUCCCUCAGUACAGGGACAUCCGAAGGACCCAAAAUGCUGAGGGAUUCUCCACUUAUGUGUGCCUGGUCCUGCUGGUGGCCAAUAUAUUAAGAAUACUAUUUAGGUUUGGUCGUUACUUUGAGACUCCUCUACUUUGGCAGAGUAUAAUCAUGAUCGUCACAAUGUUAAUCAUGCUGAAUCUGUGCACCAGCGUCCGCAUGGCCACUGAACUCAACACCAAACGCCGCUCGUUCACAGCAACAGACAGUAAGGACGAAGAAAUCAAAGUUCCUAAGAGGCUCUUUCUGGACUUUGACUGGAACUACUUCUGGUCGUGGAGUCGUUUUGUGGAUUACCUGCAGUGUGUACUGGCAUUCACGGUGCUGGCUGCCUAUGUGACGUAUCUGCUGCUGGACUCGGUUCUGUUCGUAGAGAGCCUGGGUUUCCUGGCUGUGUUUACUGAGGCCAUGCUGGGAACACCACAACUCUAUUGCAACUACCAAAACAAAUCUACCGAAGGCAUGAGUAUCAAGAUGGUGUUGAUGUGGACAAGUGGAGACACUUUUAAGACAGGCUACUUCCUUUUGACUCAGGCUCCAAUGCAGUUCUGGAUCUGCGGCCUCCUUCAGGUGUGCGUGGACUUCACCAUUCUCUUCCAAGUGUACUAUUACAGCCACUACCCACAAAAACCCAUCUCACACACCACACACACCACCAGCGCCAAGGCCCUAUGAAACUCGCACACUCAUGUAAAUCUAGGAAUGUGCUCUAAUUUAUUUUAUAAUGUAUAAGUGUGCCCAAAACAUAUCCGGAUACUUAAGUCAGACUUCAAUUUGCUGGAAUGUCAUUGCGCUAAAUGCUAAACAUUACACCAGUAUGCACAAAAAAAUGAAUGUUUUUUUUUUAGUUCUGUUACUUUUUCAAUGGUACAUUUUUGGGUAUUGAGAGAAAUGACAUUCAUGUGUUGAGGCCUGUUUUCACCAAGAUAAGAAAAAUAUUGUGAAUUUUUAUUUUAAUCCUGAAGUUUCCCCUCACAGUUCUGAAGUUUUGGAGUUCAGAUAUUUGAGAAGAUAUUUGUGACCAUUCUGAAUUUGUGUUUUGCAAAAACGGUCUUGUUUUUAAAUUACAAUUGCAAAAUAUUUAGCAAAUGUUAUUGGGAGACAUUAACUCACUCAGUAUGGUUAAUGGGUUUUAUCACAGUUCUGGUUAUUUCUCAUAAUUAUGUUUUUUUUUCCUUCUCCUCCUUACAGAAUCAUUUAUAUGUUUAGUAAAUUAUAGAAACAAGAUAUAAUCUCAAAAUUGUCUACUCAAUUGCCAGAUUAAAAACUCGCAAAAAGGACAAAUAGUCUCAAUUAUGAAUUUAACACUUUUUGACAUAAACCAAGAGACAUUUUACCUAAUUUUGAGUGUCUUGCAAUUCAUUGAAAUAUGAAAACUCUGUCAUUAUUUACCCAUUUUUUUUACUCUUUUCAAAACUGUUUGCGUUUUUUUUCUCCUGUUGAACACAAACAAAAGAUAUACUCAAGAAUGUUGGGAAAAAACAGCCAUUUAGUUCCUACUAUAAAUGUCAACAAACAUUGUUUCUGUUCAGCAGAUAAAAGAAAUUCAGGUCACACUUUAUUUUGAUGAUCCGUUUGUUGAAUUUAAGUUACAUUGCAUCUACAUGCCAACUAAUUCACAUUAGAUUAUAAGUAGACUUUUAGGUUGGG
Danio rerio (zebrafish) is the source of this 2195-nucleotide messenger RNA. Lineage: Eukaryota; Metazoa; Chordata; Actinopteri; Cypriniformes; Danionidae. The record is from RefSeq and is a predicted model, not a curated record.